ACUGAGAAAGAAGGUUCAUGAUUUUUGCCUACUCAAUGAGUGGAGUCCAGUUUUUCUCUAUAAGUCAAAAUUGUAUGGGAAUAAAUCAAGCUUUUUCAUAAAAGUAAUAUAUUCCUCAUCAAUCAAGUAAAGAAUCCAAUUCCUUCUCAACCUUUAUAUUUACAUUUCUUGAAUUCAAUUUGCCAAAACAUUAAUUUUCUCUAUUUUUCUUCUCCUCAAGCUCAUCCAAAAUUUCCCAUUAGAUUUUUCAUCAUCAUUUACAAUGACUAAUUUGGUGGAACUACAAGUGAAUUUACACUGUGAGGAAUGCAUCAAGAAAAUCUUGAAAGCUAUCAAGAAAAUACAAGAUAUUGAGACAUAUAAUGUGGACAUUGAGCUAAACAAGGUCAUAGUCACUGGAAAUGUCACAACACAACAAGUCAUUAGAGUGAUUCAAAAGAUUGGCAAAACAGCAACCACUUGGGAGGAAGAUCCAACACCAAAUUCUUAAUUAUGCUCAAUUUGUAUUUCUAAAUUUUUGUAAUUCUGAGUUAAUUUCCUUUAUUAUGAAAUAAAACUAAAAGAUUACAGCAUAAA
This is a messenger RNA of Mercurialis annua (annual mercury), 576 nucleotides long. RefSeq names its product copper transport protein ATX1. Gene Ontology annotation, molecular function: metal ion binding. Lineage: Eukaryota; Viridiplantae; Streptophyta; Magnoliopsida; Malpighiales; Euphorbiaceae. The transcript is spliced from 3 exons. The coding region runs from base 263 to 490 and encodes 75 amino acids. The record is from RefSeq and is a predicted model, not a curated record.